Haliotis rufescens (red abalone) is the source of this 1284-nucleotide messenger RNA. RefSeq names its product macrophage mannose receptor 1-like. Lineage: Eukaryota; Metazoa; Mollusca; Gastropoda; Lepetellida; Haliotidae. The record is from RefSeq and is a predicted model, not a curated record. Bases 124 to 819 code for a protein of 231 amino acids. The transcript is spliced from 5 exons.
AGCGCUGGAGGAGCAAGUGUCUUGACAAACGCAGGCCAAGCAGCAGACUGUCGACAACGGCUGCAGGGUCAGCUUUUCUUGGAAUUAGUUCUGCAAACCUGCGUGCCAGAUUGAAAAUCCAAAAUGGAUGUCAGUUUCUUCUACGGUACUGUGGCUUGUAUGGUUCUGGCCUUGGUCUCGUGUGUUUGCGGUGAAGUUGACUACAUGAUGGGGCCAAUGAACGCGUCAUGGACGGAGGCGAAAGACUACUGCACGGCGAGGGGAGGCCUCAUGUACAUGCAGACAGAGGUCGGACAGUGGGACGACCUCAACAGAAGCCUAGAAAAACAGAAUCUGGCACUUAAAAAUGACAGUUAUUUUUGGAUUGGGUUGAGCCGCGCCUCCGACAACGCCGAGUUUCAGUGGGCGGAUAACUCUGUGUUCGAAUCUGACAACUGGAUGCCGAACGAGCCCAACAAUGCCACUGGAUACAACUGUGUGAAGGCCAGCUCACUGAACGCCAACUGGAUGACGACCAUGUGUGCCGCACUUCAUGGGGUGGUGUGUCGGGCCAACCCCCAGACCCCUGCGCGACUAGCAACUCCCAAACCGCGACCACAAGCCAAGCGCGACAACAACGCCGUGAUGUGGGAGGGCCUCCUGAAGGGGUUCGCGUGUGCGGGUGGCCUCAUCCUGGUUGUGGCCAUAUUGAUGCACCUGCCUUGCUGCAAAAGCUGGGUGAACAAAAAGGAAACGGAAGUCUUCAAGUGGCAGGGCGAAAUGAAGGGCCGGAACAGGCCGAACAUGGAACCAGUGACAGUGAUUGGUCAACAAUACUAAAUAACAUUCGUAACCACUCGUGCCAUUCCGAGAUCUGCUGAAUGUUUCUAUCACGGAAAGGCACGAAAGUAGAGUCUAUUUUUUCACGGCAGAUCGUGACAUUAGUGAUCGUAUCCUGAAUAAGUAUCGAUUUAGAGGAAAAAACUUUAAUUGUGGAGAAUGUAUAAUUAGACAUUCGCUGACACGUGUUAAUUUCGUGUGUUCAACCCUGUAAUGUUCGUGCAGAAGCCACGAAUUGAAAGGAAGGAAAUUCACGAGUCAUUCGUGACCAACUCGUGUUAUUCCGGGACAAACCGAAUAGCGACUCGUGCGACUCUCAUGGCUUUUUCACGACCGAGUUCAGUCUUAGCGCAAACGGGCAUACCUAAAACAAUUUCAACUCGUUGCGUAAUGGUUCACAUAUAUUUUCCCCGAUGCAAUUUAAAGCACAUCGGGACGUGCGGAAUUAUACAGUAUGAUUUGGCA